AUGUCGCCGGCAGUCGGCGCCGCUGCACCAGACAUGGUCCCUGACAAGAGCCCACAAUUCAAGCGGCGCCAGGCAGCCUCCAUACAGGCGGAUUUGGCAUCCUACGCUUCAGAUCCUAUGUCGCAGAGUGCUUUACGUCCGCAAAUCUCUGCCGCUUUGUCUGCCAUGGUAAAAACAGUGGAGGACUACGAGGCUAUGGCCAAGCGGGAACUUGUAAUUGCCAAGCGUGAAAAGGCCAUGGGUCGCGCGUCCAAUUUAUUCCAGGACAUUAAAAAAUUCAGAGAGCAGCUCGCUAGUAUUGAUGCUGGUACUGCGGUGGCCAUGUCCCAAACGAGUUCGGGACACACAUCGUCGAUAGCGUCAACCUCAGCAAGAACGCGCACCAUUGACUCACAUGGCCCCUCAUUCAGCAUUAACAGCCAUGCGCCUAGGCAAAGCAUGGCAAAUUCUUUCACUCCCUCACUGCAGACGACCUACGCGAUGCCGAAUACUGUGGUAUCCCCUUCUCUAUCUUAUACACAGCCCAACGACCCUUUGGCUGCCUAUCGCGUACAUCAGCCGAUUGACAUGUACAGUUCAGAGGAAAGGCCGUAUAGUAUGCGUGAAUCGCAUGCCUUACGCGAACACUCGUUCAUCCAGAACACGGAGAACCAGUUGGACGCAUUUAUCGCCCAAGGGCGCUCUGUGCUCGGCAACUUGGUGGAACAGCGCAGCAUUUUGAAAAAUACGCGCAGGCGCCUGCUUGAUGCUGCUAACUCGGUCGGUAUGAGCCGAGAGGUCAUCGUGAAAUUCGUCUUCAUCCGCACCAGCUCCCUCAGAGUCAGCCAGGAUGCCUACGCCUCCAGCCUCAAUGCCUGA
Messenger RNA from Malassezia sympodialis ATCC 42132, 858 nucleotides. RefSeq lists its product as uncharacterized. The record is from RefSeq and is a predicted model, not a curated record. Gene Ontology annotation, molecular function: SNARE binding; SNAP receptor activity. The transcript is spliced from 3 exons. The coding region runs from base 1 to 858 and encodes 285 amino acids. Gene Ontology annotation, biological process: vesicle fusion; endoplasmic reticulum to Golgi vesicle-mediated transport. NCBI's taxonomy places the organism in Eukaryota, Fungi, Basidiomycota, Malasseziomycetes, Malasseziales, Malasseziaceae. Gene Ontology annotation, cellular component: ER to Golgi transport vesicle membrane; Golgi apparatus; late endosome membrane.